AUGAGCCACAACAUUCUUAUCACUGGCGCUGCCGGUUACAUCGGCGGAUCCGUCCUCGCAGAUUUCCUAGAGCGCACGAGCGGCCCUAUCAACAAGGCAAACAUCUUUGCCGUUGUCCGAACGGAGGAGCAGGCCCAAAAACUGCAUGCGGCAAAACUCGGCGUCAACGUGGUCCAAUUUGAUCUGGCCAAUCAGCAAGCUGUUGCAGAAGCAAUUGUCGAGAACAAAAUUGAUCUCGUGAUUCAUACCGCUGGUGUCAUCGACCAUCAACCCCUGUCAAACCUCAUGAAGGGGCUUGGCGAGCUUCGGGUGGCGACCGACAAAGAUGUCUACUUCGUUCACACUUCGGUAGCGACCCUUUUCACCGAAGAUGGUGGCUGGUCUUCUGGCGAGGUCAAGGAUACCGAUGGUCUUUACGAAAAGGAGAAGGAGAUCGGGGGCCCAAACCAUGCGCGACUGUCCAAUAUCCUGGUCAUGGAUCAAGCUGAAGCAUUCGGCGUGACUCCCUUCAUCAUUCCGGUGCCCCUCGUUUAUGGGCGAGGCACUGGCCAAGGCAGAAAGCUGUCCGUCAAUAUUCCGGCCAUGGUCAGAGCUAGCAAGCGGCUUAGGGUUGUCCACAAAUUCGACAAAGAUGCAGAUUUGGUAGAGCUUUACAGGCUCCUAACGGAGAACAUCCUCCUUGGAAAGCCCAUUCCGAGCGGUCGUGAGGGCUACUACUUUGCCACAGUGCACCGAGUUCCCUGGUGGGAUGUCAUGGAUCGAAUUGCCGUGGCCAUGCAUGCACGCGGGCUCGUCGAUGAACCCACGACCAAAGUCUGGCCCAGCUACGACGUGGCGGCUGACACUCUUGGAUUUCCGCGACUGUAUAUCCGGGCUAUGGGGACCUCGAAGUAA
Molecule: messenger RNA, 894 nt
Organism: Colletotrichum chrysophilum
Lineage: Eukaryota; Fungi; Ascomycota; Sordariomycetes; Glomerellales; Glomerellaceae
Exons: 7
Coding region: 1-894 (297 amino acids)
Source: RefSeq, a predicted model, not a curated record